Messenger RNA from Diuraphis noxia (Russian wheat aphid), 1261 nucleotides. Its product is annotated as solute carrier family 22 member 12-like. Gene Ontology annotation, cellular component: membrane. Gene Ontology annotation, biological process: transmembrane transport. NCBI's taxonomy places the organism in Eukaryota, Metazoa, Arthropoda, Insecta, Hemiptera, Aphididae. Gene Ontology annotation, molecular function: transmembrane transporter activity. The record is from RefSeq and is a predicted model, not a curated record.
GUUUCUACCAGAAUCUCCAAAAUGGUUGAUGUCUCAAGGUAGAAAAARCCAAGCUUGGCAAGUAAUGACUAAGCUUGUUCCUUCAGCUGUUCAUGCUAAUAUAGAUAAUGAUAUCCAGGAUACRGUUGAAAUUAGAAAGUCAAAAAAAAGUCAAGGAAAAUGUAAAGAGUUUUUGUCUACUUUUAUUGCAUUGUUUUCYACUUGGGAUUUAUCUGUCAAGACUAGUAUUUCUUUUUCUUGUGGAUUCGUCUGUGGUCUAUCAUAUUAUGUUAUUGCAUUAAAUGGUGAUAAUAUUACUGCUGAUCGUUACAUAUAUGUUGCGUUGAAUGGAGUUGUUGAAGGCUUAGCAUACUUAUCAACUAUUCCAUUAUUACUUUACGUUGGACGCAAAAUAGCAGUUUCCGGUUUAUUUUUUGUAUCCGGAAUAUUGCAACUUGCUUUAUUAACAAUACCAAAAGAAAGUCCAAAUUUAUUAUUAUUUGUUGCUUUGCUUGGAAAAUUUUGUGUGAGUGCUGUAUUUUCAGUUAGUUUGCUUUAUAUAUCAGAGUUAUAUCCAACUACAAUAAGAAAUACCGGCCUUGGAACAUCAUUGACUAUUUCUCAAAUAGGAUCUGUUAUUGCACCAUAUGUAGUUGAAUUAUUGGGAGCUAAAGCUUGGUAUUUUCCAAGUACGGUGUGUGGAGUAUUAGGCAUYUUUGUUUCAAGCUUAGUUCUAAUGUUGCCUGAAACAAAGGGAGCAGUAUUACCAGAUACUUUAGAAGAUAUGAAAACUACUAGAUCUGCUAAAGUUACCAAUUGUUGUAAGUUUUAGUACUUUUUACCAUUCUGUUACAUUCAUUAUACAUUAYACUUUUGAUAACGUUGACACAUUGAUUACAAUUAUUUAGACAAUAUAAUAACUCAUACUAUUGUUUGUUUUAAUGGAGAAUCACAGUUAAAUGGGAUGAAUAUUGAUAAGUCAUAAAUUAUAAUUAUCAAUUAAAAUAAAAAUAAAAAUGUAAUCAUUUUUGUGUUAAAUAUUUCAAUAAAAUUUUUGAACAAAUUUUGUAAAUGAUCUCCACAGAUUAUUUUUACCAAAUUAAAUUAGAGAAGUUUUUCUAAUUAAAGYGUAGUUUAAUUUUGUUACUCAAUUUGAAUCUUUUAUUUAUGUUAUUGGUAUAGUGAACAUUUUUAAAUUUCAAAUGUGCUAUUAAAUUCACUUUCAAUAUUUAUUUAGUAAAAUUACAUUAUGGUGAUCAAUACGUCAUGUACAUUAUAGUAA